Molecule: messenger RNA, 481 nt
Organism: Magnolia sinica
Lineage: Eukaryota; Viridiplantae; Streptophyta; Magnoliopsida; Magnoliales; Magnoliaceae
Product: large ribosomal subunit protein eL38z/eL38y
Exons: 3
Coding region: 117-326 (69 amino acids)
Biological process (GO): protein-RNA complex assembly; translation
Cellular component (GO): cytosolic large ribosomal subunit; ribosome
Molecular function (GO): structural constituent of ribosome
Source: RefSeq, a predicted model, not a curated record
GGUUUCUGUAUCGUAUAUAAGUCUCGCCUCACUUGUGCGGGUUAGGGUUUUGGUUGAGCGACUGCAGAAGAAUUCCAAACUCAUCCAAGCUCUCGUGCAAAUCCCCCCGAGAAAAAAUGCCAAAGCAGAUACAUGAGAUAAAGGAUUUCCUUCUCACAGCAAGAAGGAAAGAUGCACGGUCCGUGAAGAUCAAAAGGAGUAAGGAUGUGGUCAAAUUCAAGGUCAGAUGCUCCAAAUAUCUGUACACCCUUUGUGUGUUUGACUCGGAGAAGGCUGACAAAUUGAAACAGUCUCUUCCUCCAGGUUUGAGCGUGCAAGACCUUUGAGGAUAAAGGUGUAGAAUUUGCAAUUUGCAAGAGCAUGUUUGUUGGUUGGCGAUGAUAUUUUUUGCUUUAGAGAGUUUCUAUUUUUUUUGUUACUGCGAUGAUAUAAAUUCUUGAUUUUUAUACUCUUUUUUUAUGUUCGAAGAAGGUUUUAUGGA